GCCUGAGCUCGACACUGUUCAGCUUGGCUCGGUUUGGCUCCGCACCGCUCAGCACGGCUCGGCUAGGCACGGUUCGGCUCAGCUAAACUCGGCACAUCCCAGCUCGGUUCGGCUCGGCUGAGCUUGGAUCAGCUCCGUUGUGCUCGGCGCGGCCGGGCUCUGUUGGACUGGCUCGGCUCGGCUGAUCGCGGCGGAUCCCGGCCGGUCUGGGCUCAGCGCGAAGCGGGAGGCGGGCGCUGUUCCUGGAAGAGCCCGGGCCGGGGAGUUGGUCACAUUCUUGGCCGGGAUUCAAUGACUGAGGCAGACACCAACAAACAGAGGGGGGGAGGCGGAGGGCGGGAGGCUGAGCCCGCCUGCAUUAGCUCAGCUCUCAGGCACUCUCAGUCACUGCUGGAAAGAGGAGCUGGGAGGAUGUGCGCGCUCUCACCGCGGCUCCCCACGGCACAACGAGAUCACGGGCAGAAAUAAGGGAAGGAAGGCGAACCGAGAGGCGAGGAGCCCUCCCAGGCCGAGCAGAGGGACCACGAGGGGCAGAGGAGCCGCUCCACGCCCGUGCGGAGCCCCCGCGCCGCUUUGGCAGUGCCAAAGAUUUGGGCCUUUUCUCCUGCGUUGUUCCUUCCACAGACCGAGCGUUCUGCCUCCUCCUGCUUUUUACUUUCCUCCCCCGCGCCUUCCUUCGGUGGAUAUGGACAGAAGGGGGAUCACUGCAGAGAAGCAGCAGCCGCCAGAACAUAUUUGAGCCCCGGGUGCUCGGAGCGUGGCACAGACUUCUUGUGUUUCUGUGGGUGGUGUGUGUGUGUGUGAGUGAGUGUGUGUUGGAGGUGUGGGAGGAGGGAUUGGUUUGCCUGGGGGUUGGCUGAGGGGGUGAGUGCUCGGAUGAAGACCUCUUUUUGCCGUGAUUCUGUGCUCCAUCGGGGCAGCUUGGAGACUUGGAGGGUUUGAAAUUGUAACGCGAACCAAGAGAAAAGAAAGAAGAGAGAGACACGCAUACAAAAGGAUUUAUUUCCUCCUCGUUAGUGGAUUGCUGAUUGAGGAGGAAAAACACAAGGAAACUAAAAAAUGGAGACUGUAAGUAGAAGCAGCUUCCAGCCUCAUCCAGGACUGCAGAAGACCUUGGAACAGUUUCAUCUGAGCUCUAUGAGCUCCCUGGGUGGCCCUGCUGCUUUCUCAGCACGAUGGGCACAGGAGAUGUACAAGAAAGACAAUGGCAAAGACCCAGCGGAACCUGUACUGCAUCUGCCCCCGAUCCAGCCUCCUCCGGUCAUGCCUGGUCCCUUCUUCAUGCCCUCGGACAGAUCCACGGAGAGGUGCGAGACCAUCCUCGAAGGGGAAACCAUCUCCUGCUUCGUGGUGGGCGGAGAGAAGCGGCUUUGCUUGCCCCAGAUCCUGAACUCGGUGCUCAGGGACUUCUCCCUGCAGCAGAUUAAUUCGGUGUGUGAUGAGCUACAUAUUUACUGCUCCAGAUGCACUGCUGACCAGUUGGAAAUCCUUAAAGUCAUGGGCAUCUUGCCCUUCUCCGCUCCUUCCUGCGGGCUCAUCACGAAAACUGAUGCUGAGAGGCUUUGUAACGCCUUGCUUUAUGGUGGCACUUAUCCUCCCCACUGCAAGAAGGAAUUCUCUAGCACAAUUGAGCUGGAGCUCACGGAGAAGAGCUUCAAGGUGUAUCAUGAAUGCUUUGGGAAGUGUAAGGGACUCCUGGUGCCAGAGCUUUACAGUAACCCCAGCGCAGCCUGCAUCCAGUGCUUGGACUGCAGGCUCAUGUAUCCACCACACAAAUUUGUGGUCCACUCUCACAAAUCGCUGGAAAACAGGACUUGCCACUGGGGCUUUGACUCUGCAAACUGGAGAUCCUAUAUCCUCCUCAGCCAGGAUUAUACUGGGAAAGAGGAGAAGGCUAGACUGGGCCAGCUCUUAGAUGAAAUGAAAGAAAAAUUUGACUAUAACAACAAAUACAAGAGGAAAGCCCCUCGGGUCUCUUCAGAUCCUCCUGCUUCCAAAAAGCCCAAAAUAGAUGACUCUGCUUCCCAAUCUCCAGCUUCUACUGAGAAGGAAAAACAGUCCAGUUGGUUACGGUCCUUAUCCAGUUCAUCUAAUAAGAGCAUCGGCUGUGUCCAUCCCCGGCAGCGCCUCUCCGCCUUCCGGCCCUGGUCCCCCGCAGUGUCUGCCAGUGAGAAGGAGCUCUCCAGCCACCUGCCUGCCCUGAUUCGGGACAACUUUUACUCCUACAAGAGCUUUGAGAGUGCCGUGGCCCCCAACGUGGCCCUGGCCCCUCCAGCCCAACAGAAGAUCGUGAGCAACCCUCCCUGUGCCACCGUGGUGUCCCGGAGCAGCGAAUCCCUGGGCUCUGCCCAGCCAAGGAAGAGGAAACAUGGCACAGAGCACACGGCUGUCCCUGAGGCUGCAGCCACCACGGCCACCGCCCCCGAGGAGGACAAGGAGUCAGAAGCAGAGAUUGAAGUAGAAACCAGGGAAGAAUUCACCUCUUCCUUAUCCUCGCUCUCCUCCCCAUCCUUCACCUCCUCCAGCUCUGCCAAGGACAUGAGCUCCCCUGGGAUGCAGCCCCCAGCCCCUGUCAACAGCUCCUAUGAGGUGGCUGCACACCCUGACCCCCACAGCAGUGGGCUGGAGGCUGAGCUGGAGCACCUCAGGCAGGCCCUGGACAGUGGCCUGGACACAAAAGAAGCCAAAGAGAAGUUCCUGCACGAGGUGGUGAAGAUGAGGGUGAAGCAGGAGGAGAAGCUGAAUGCAGCACUGCAGGCCAAGCGCAGCCUGCACCAGGAGCUGGAGUUCCUGAGAGUGGCCAAGAAGGAGAAGCUGAGAGAAGCAACAGAGGCCAAGCGCAACCUGAGGAAAGAGAUCGAGCGUCUGCGAGCCGAGAACGAGAAGAAGAUGAAGGAGGCCAAUGAGUCCCGAAUCCGGCUGAAGAGGGAGCUGGAGCAGGCCCGGCAGAUCCGUGUGUGCGACAAGGGCUGCGAGGCCGGCAGGCUCCGGGCCAAGUACUCAGCACAGAUCGAGGACCUACAGGUGAAGCUGCAGCAUGCCGAGGCCGACCGGGAGCAGCUCCGUGCCGACCUCCUGCACGAGCGGGAGGCCCGGGAGCACCUGGAGAAGGUGGUCAAGGAACUUCAGGAGCAACUGUGGCCUAAAGCCAGCAGCCAGCCCAGCAGUGAGAGCACCUCGAGCCCCAUGGAGAACUGACGCCUCAUCCCCCAGCACAGGGAGAGGGAGAGAGUGGGACUGGAAGUGCAUGUGUGAGUAGCGGUGUCCUGGCACACACUUUAGGAAUAUGGAUUCAAAGUAGUUGGAAGGCAAAUGUUACUCUCUAGAACAGAAGCACUGAAUUCCGCCUCUUUUUUUCCCAAUCCAUAUAGCACAACAUCUUACUGUGCCUAGAAAACACAAAGCAUUUGUAAACAAAAUACUUUUAAGUCCACAGCAAAUUUUCUACUGGCAAACUCCAAGCAAAGCAGCGUGGUCCAGCUAAACCCGGAGUCCAAGGCAAGCCCAGCAGUGGCUUUGUGUUCUCCUUCCUGCUGGAACAUUUUGGAAUUUAAAAACAAGUCAACUUUUCUUAUAAGCUAUUUAAAAUAAUUCAUUAC
This is a messenger RNA of Cyanistes caeruleus (blue tit), 3599 nucleotides long. It is a transcript of the gene SKI, whose product is annotated as SKI proto-oncogene. The record is from RefSeq and is a predicted model, not a curated record. Gene Ontology annotation, molecular function: DNA-binding transcription factor activity, RNA polymerase II-specific; RNA polymerase II cis-regulatory region sequence-specific DNA binding; SMAD binding. Lineage: Eukaryota; Metazoa; Chordata; Aves; Passeriformes; Paridae. Gene Ontology annotation, biological process: negative regulation of transcription by RNA polymerase II; negative regulation of BMP signaling pathway; negative regulation of transforming growth factor beta receptor signaling pathway. Gene Ontology annotation, cellular component: nucleus; transcription regulator complex; cytoplasm.